Messenger RNA from Coffea eugenioides, 3207 nucleotides. RefSeq lists its product as uncharacterized. The transcript has 15 exons. Bases 269 to 2887 code for a protein of 872 amino acids. Gene Ontology annotation, biological process: transcription initiation at RNA polymerase III promoter. Lineage: Eukaryota; Viridiplantae; Streptophyta; Magnoliopsida; Gentianales; Rubiaceae. The record is from RefSeq and is a predicted model, not a curated record. Gene Ontology annotation, cellular component: transcription factor TFIIIC complex. Gene Ontology annotation, molecular function: protein binding; histone acetyltransferase activity.
ACGACUAGAAGUGAAAGAAAGUCCAAUGAGCAGAAUGGUUGCUAGCUAAUCUGUGAUUCUAUUCUAUUUUAUUCUCGCAGCUAGGCAGUUUCGAUCCCUGGCUGGGUAAUCUAUCUUUCUUUCUCGCGUCGUCGCGCGCACAAGAAAGAUGAAAGGAUUUUCCCUCCAACUUUCGCUGUCUUCCUUCCAACGGAAACCAUGAUCGUCUGAUUCUCUAAUUCUCCUCCACCUCGUUUAUUUUGUCCACUCUGUUUCCUUCCAGAAAACGAUGUCGCAGCAGAGGUUCCAGGCGGCUGCGCUGGUGGCGUCGCCGUCUUACCCGAACGCCGUAGCUUGGUCCGAGGAGAACUUAAUCGCAGUUGCAUCCGGCCACCUUGUUACCAUUCUGAAUCCAGCAACUCCAGUUGCACCACGAGGCCUCAUCACAUUGCCUGCUUACAAGCCUUUUCCAAUUGGAGUGAUUCAUCCACAAGAUAUCCUCGCUCCUUGUAUCUUACCUACUAGUUUAUCUCGUGAUGCUCGUCCUUGUGUCCGGUCAAUCUCUUGGUCUCCAAUUGGAUAUGCUCCUAAUGCAGGUUGUUUGCUUGCUGUUUGCAGCACUGAUGGACAUGUGAAGCUUUAUCGUAUGCCCUACUGCGAGUAUUCAGCAGAGUGGAUAGAGGUUGCAGAUAUUUCUGAGAUGUUUCACUCUUAUCUUGCGAGUGUCAAUUUUAAGGAAUCAGACGUUUUAUCAUCUGGAAUUGUAGAGGAGCAAAUUAAUGACACUCAGAUGGACCAAAGUUGCGGAGAUACCCAGCAAGUGUCCAUCUUAAAGGCAUUGACAGUAGUUGAGAAUGCACGUGGCAACCUGAAAAAUAAUAAUGUGCGUGACAUUGUUGCUGUGCCUGAUUCUAGACGGAAGCAUGCCAAAAAAGGCCCAGAAGAUUGUAAUUUGUCACUAAUAACUGCAGAGCAAUUUGCAUCUCGCAAUUCGAUGCUGGCAUCACUUGUUGUGGCUUGGUCCCCCGAUAUGAUCUUGACUGCAGGGGUUGAAGAAGCUUCUGCUGAUUAUGUCCUAAGCAACUGCUCUGUGCUUGCAGUUGGAGCAAAAUCUGGUAGAAUAUCACUCUGGAGGAUAUGUCAACCACAGCGCUACUCUAGCACAAACUCUAGGGAAUUGACAACUGCUUCACUCAUUGGACUUUUCCAGGCACACGAUUCUUGGAUAACAGCACUUAGUUGGCUGCAUAUUUCAGAUGCUUCAAACCCUCAGCUUCUACUGGCUACUGGUAGUUCUAAUGGGUGUGUGAAAGUAUGGCAGGCAUAUGUCAAUCAACUGCUGAAGUCGUCAGAAGUUAGUGAUGUACUAGUUUCUCUGCUGAAGGAGAUUUCAACCAUUGACUCUUCCCCAGCCUCUGUGAUUUCAUUUACUGUGCCCAUAGAAUCAACAGGCAAACUAUUCUUAGCUAUUGGCAGAGGAUCUGGAUCAUUAGAAGUUUGGAUUGGUGAAUUAAAAUCUAGCAACUUUGACAAAGCGUGCUGUCCUGAUGCUCAUGAGCAUAUAGUUACCGGUUUAGCUUGGGCCUUUGGCACAAAUUGUUUGUAUAGCUGCAGCCAGGAUGACACUGUCCGCUGCUGGAUUUUGCAUGACGAUGUCCUGAGUGGAGUACCACUUCCUUCAAAUACCACUGGCGUGAGGAGCCAAUUUGAUGUUCCAAACGUAUAUGAUUCAUGCUUUGGUUUGGCAUUAUCCCCUGGAAACUUAGCAAUGGCCGCGGUUCACAGUUUUGACACUGAUCUGUUAGAUCCGAUGUAUGAGGCAAGGACUUUAAAAGGUGCCAUUGAGUUCCUUUGGAUUGGAGGACAGCAGCUGGACCUUACAUUGAACAUGCAUCCAGAUCCUGAACUUGAAGCUUUUACAGGUUUACCUGAGAGAGAACUAAUGAGCUGGAAGAAUAAUGUAUUUUGGUCAUUCAAUCAAUUUGAGCAUAUGAAUAAGCCACUGGUUAUCUGGGACGUUGUAGCUCCAUUUUUGGCCUUCAGGCAGUCUAUACCCCCUUAUGUGGAGCAUAUAUUGAUUAGAUGGAUGAGAACCUUUUUUCGAUCAGAAUUUGAGGUUUCACCUUCAAUCUCAUCUAAAAUAUGUAAACUACUAUCAAACACCACAUCCCGUCAGUUGCACAUGCUCAAUGUCAUUAGCAGAUGUGUAUUUCUUAAAGAACUGAAGGCAGAGCAGAUAAAUUGUAAACUGCAGGACUUCGAGGGAUUUGAUGGUGCAGAACCGCAGCAAAGUUUUUGGUUAAAUCUGGUGUGCAACAUUGAAAAGGAACUACGAGAAAGGCUUGUGUGUUUUAACUUCUUGGCCAUUUUGAGAAUUGUUUCAAAUUCCACCGCCGAGUUUUCAAAAUCUAGAUGCUGGACUGCUGUUGGACUAGGCCAGAUGGUGCAAUGGGUUGCAUCUAAUCCUGAUAAAUUAAGCUAUCAUGUUAAAGUUCUCACAGAAAAAAUUGGAAAGAUUGAGAAGAGACUUCGCUCCUUAUGCGAUUAUGUAGCGGAAGAGAGAUGUAGUUUCUGUUCAGCACCUGUUCCAUUUGAAUCAACAGAAGUUGCAUUUUGUGAGGGAGAGAGAAUUGAUGAUGGAGUUGGGCAGAGCCACAAACUACGACGGUGCGCCGUUUCCAUGAUGGUCUGCCCUAACACUCCUACCUGGUUUUGCAUAUGUUGUCAUAGAUAUGCUUCGUCUUUAGCACAUACGGCUCUUUUUACAAUGCCGAAAUCUCCAUUAGACUCCAAUCAUGUUUCUGAAUCUCUCACCCCUGAGGAAUCUAGAAAACCUUUGUGUCCAUUUUGUGGGAUAUUGUUGCAAAGACCACAACCGGAUUUUCUUCUCUCCCCUUCUCCUGUAUAAUUAGUACAUGAAUGUUUUUGGUAAGUUUGUGUAACCUCCAAGCACUUGCUCACAUUAAAGAGACGAGACAUGUACGGGGAAAGAAGGGGCAUGCUGUCAAAGGAAGGAAAGGAAGACUUCUGGCUGGCGUUAUGCUUGUUGAGUUGAGUGGGCAUAUAAAGUUUAGCCAAUGAAUUGCAGAUGGCGUCCACCCACAGGAUUGAUUAUAAGAGCAUGAAAUGAAAUGAGUUAAUUAUAUGUUAGUAGUAAUUUUUGAGGACCUAGCAAGUAUGAUAAUUCUUACUACGUACAUGUCCAUAUUGAAGAUUUCCUUUUCUAUU